Diospyros lotus (date-plum) is the source of this 1263-nucleotide messenger RNA. RefSeq lists its product as uncharacterized. Lineage: Eukaryota; Viridiplantae; Streptophyta; Magnoliopsida; Ericales; Ebenaceae. The record is from RefSeq and is a predicted model, not a curated record. The coding region runs from base 1 to 1263 and encodes 420 amino acids. The transcript is spliced from 3 exons.
AUGCCAGGGAAUGAUAUCGAUGUUUACUUACAACCCUUGAUUAAAGACUUGAAGGAUUUAUGGGAUGGUGGUGUGGAAACAUUCGACGCUUCACUCAAUGAAAUGUUUAAUAUGCGCGCUGCAUUGAUGUGGACAAUUGGUGAUUUUCCUGGGCUUGGUAAUUUAUCUGGGUGGAACACACACACUAGUUCAGCUUGUCCAACUUGCAAUUUUGACUCUGUUGCCCAUCGUCUAUCUCAUAGUAGAAAGUGGAGUUUUAUGGGUCAUCGCCGAUUUUUAGAGCCAAAUCACAUAUUCGGGUUUAACCGUGUUCACUUUGAUGGUAAUACAGAGUUUAGGAAUCCACCAGUGGCACUAUCAGGUUCAGAGAUAUUCAAGCAGUUGGAAAAUGUUCAUGUUACAUUUGGGAAAGGGAUGGAGGAGUACAACUUGUUGCGCCAUAACCUUGAUGUUAUGCACAUUGAGAAGAAUGUGUGUGAUAAUGUCUUGUACACCAUUCUCAAUGAAAGUGGAAAAACAAAAGAUAACCUCAAUGCUCGAAAAGACUUGAAAGAGAUGGGCAUAAGAAGUGAUCUUUGGCCAAAUGAAAAUGGACAGUAUCGACCUGCUUUAUUUACAAUGUCAAAUGCCCAAAAAGAUGUAUUCCUUACAACUUUAAAGAAUGUUUUAGUGCCUGAUGGUUACUCAAGUAACAUUGCUAGGUGUAUUGAUCUAAAGCGUCGGAAGAUAUUUGGUUUGAAAAGUCAUGAUUCACAUAUUCUUAUGGAGCAACUGCUACCAAUAUCAAUUAGAAAUGUGUUGCCUAACCAAGUGUCUGCCAUUUUAGUUGAUUUGUGCUCAAUAUUUAGGCAAAUAUGUGGCAAGGUGUUGAAUCCUCUAGACUUUGACAAGCUCCAACGUCGAGUCAUUCUCACACAAUGCCAUAUGGAAAUGCUUUUUCCGCCUGGAUACUUGGGACAUUUGAAGUCCUAUGUACGUAACAGGGCACAACCAGAAGGUUCCAUUGCUGAAAGUUACUUGGCUGAAGAAUGUUUGACCUUUUGUUCAAGAUACUUGGAGGGCAUUGAGACAAGAUUCAACCAGCUUGGACGUGUUGAUGAUCAAACGACAAACAAUGAAUCAUCUCGAGUUUCAAUGUUUUUUAUUGAAAUAGGGAGAUCAGUUGGGAGUACUUCAUAUUUCAACCUUACUCAUAUUGAGAAACAACAAGCACACAAAUAUGUGUUGAUGAAUUCAAAACUAGUCGAUCGAUUUGUGAAGUGA